Molecule: messenger RNA, 7990 nt
Organism: Corvus hawaiiensis (hawaiian crow)
Lineage: Eukaryota; Metazoa; Chordata; Aves; Passeriformes; Corvidae
Gene: GNA12
Product: G protein subunit alpha 12
Exons: 4
Coding region: 195-1352 (385 amino acids)
Biological process (GO): Rho protein signal transduction; adenylate cyclase-modulating G protein-coupled receptor signaling pathway
Cellular component (GO): heterotrimeric G-protein complex; brush border membrane
Molecular function (GO): guanyl nucleotide binding; D5 dopamine receptor binding; GTPase activity
Source: RefSeq, a predicted model, not a curated record
CCCACCCCUCCCCCGGCCGGCCGCUCCCUCCCUCCGCCGAGACGGAGCGGGUAAUGGGCGGUCCCGGCCCGUAGCCCCCGGCUGCGGCUGCUCCUCCUCCCGGUCGCAGCGUCUCGGCGGCCUCCGCCCGAUGCUGGCGGAGCUCGGGGUCUCGGCGGCGGCGUUGUGAGCGCUCCGGCCGGGCCGCCGCCGCCAUGUCCGGCGUGGUGCGUACCCUGAGCCGCUGCCUGCUGCCGGCCGAGGCCGCGGGCCGCGCCGGGGAGCAGCCGCGGAGGGACGGCAAGGAGCGGAGCCGCGAUGCGGAGCGGGAGGCGCGGCGGCGCAGCCGGGAGAUCGACGCGAUGCUGGCCCGGGAGCGGCGCGCCGUGCGCCGCCUCGUCAAGAUCCUGCUGCUGGGCGCCGGCGAGAGCGGCAAGUCCACCUUCCUCAAGCAGAUGCGGAUCAUCCACGGCCGCGAGUUCGACCAGAAAGCGCUGCUGGAGUUCCGGGCCACCAUCUACGAGAACAUCCUCAAGGGCUGCAGGGUUCUGGUUGAUGCACGGGACAAACUGGGGAUCCCUUGGCAGUACACAGAGAAUGAGAAGCACGGAAUGUUUCUGAUGGCCUUUGAAAACAAAGCUGGAAUGCCCAUCGAGCCUGCCACCUUCCAGCUCUAUGUCCCUGCCCUGGGUGCGCUCUGGAGGGAUUCGGGAAUCAAGGAAGCCUUCAGCCGUCGGAGCGAGUAUCAGCUGGGUGAAUCGGUGAAAUACUUCCUGGAUAACCUGGAUCGGAUCGGUCAGCUGAAUUAUUUUCCCAGCAAACAAGAUAUUUUGCUGGCCAGAAAAGCCACGAAGGGGAUAGUAGAGCAUGAUUUCAUCAUUAAAAAAAUUCCUUUCAAGAUGGUGGAUGUAGGGGGACAGAGAUCUCAGCGUCAAAAAUGGUUCCAGUGCUUUGAUGGAAUAACUUCAAUUUUGUUCAUGGUCUCCUCCAGUGAAUACGACCAGGUCCUCAUGGAAGACAGGCGCACAAACAGACUCGUGGAGUCCAUGAAUAUCUUUGAGACAAUAGUCAAUAACAAGCUUUUCUUUAACGUUUCCAUUAUCCUAUUCCUCAACAAGAUGGAUCUUCUCAUCGAGAAGGUAAAGACUGUCAGCAUUAAGAAGUAUUUCUCGGACUUCAAGGGCGACCCUCACCGGCUGGAGGACGUGCAGCGUUACUUGGUGCAGUGCUUCGACAGGAAGCGGCGGAACCGCAGCAAGCCCCUCUUCCACCACUUCACCACGGCCAUCGACACGGAGAACAUCCGCUUUGUGUUCCACGCCGUCAAGGACACCAUCCUGCAGGAGAACCUCAAGGAUAUCAUGCUGCAGUGAAGGAGAGCAGCCCCUGCUCUGUUGAAAUUUCGCUGGAGGGUUCGAUCAAAGUUUUUAUCCUUUCUUUCUGGCCCUUGCAUGCGGUGUAGGACCCAUGCGAAUUCCUUGGCUCAGGAAUGCUGUACACUAGCCAGUCCAAACAGAGGAGCUAUAGGCCGGAGGAGUCAUGUUGAUGUUAGCUACUGAAUCAUUUGGACUAGAAACACUACUGAAACCUGGCCAUGGUAGGUUCUGUACCGAGUUUGGAACGCUGAAUGACAUAACCACCGUCUGCCUUCUUUGAGAACAGAAAUCUCUGACAAACCAUGGAUGGAAGACACGUUUCAAAUGAAUGCGCUCAUUUUUCAGAAACUCUAGUUGUACAAACUGCCUUUUUUUUGUAGUUUGGAGGUGCUGAUUCGAUCAAACUAAUCUAAACAUGAUGAGAUUGGCAGCUGUGUUGGAGAAUGUUAAUGGAAGUUCCAUUCUUAACCCUUAGGAAUAUAACCAGGUCUUGUGUGUGUGUUCAGCUUUGCUGAGGGUCUAGAAUCCACCUUCCAAGGUGGAUGCACAGCUCUUGUCUGAAGGCUUUGCAUGAGUCUCCUGAGGCAGAAGUCUAAAACUGUGUAAGGAAACUCAUGUUGGAGUAAAUGGGAUGGGGAGUUAAGGCCUUGCUGAUACGAAGAAGGGUUUAUUUUGCACUAUGUAUGGAGGGUGUUACAUCGUGGGAAAGCUGAUUUCCUUGGUGCAGCAGCCUGUGCUGGAGCACCCAGCCAUGUAUCUGCACAGUGUGUGCUCGAGGGAGAUGUGCUCCAUGGCAAGCCAGCACUGUCCUCACAGCCACAGUGGGCAGAAUUUGUGAAGGUUCAGUGUCUCACAUGACAGGGCUUCGUCUGUACUCAAAAGUUUGAAAGCUGAUUAAACUCUUAAGCAAAGGUUUUGAUAGCACAGCAGCUGCUUGAUUAGUUCCCAACAGCUGACCUUGUAGGAAGACUGAACACCCUGGAGAUCCCAGCUUUCCAGCUGCACUGAUGUAUUUGGACAGCAAGACCUUGCUGUAAAAUUAGGCUUUAAUCUGUGUCUUAAUGGGAUCUUCAGCCUGUAGGGAUGCACAUGGAACCCGGAGCACGGUCAAGUUUGGAGUCGCCCCUUUUGGGCAGUGGUUUGUGUGUAAAAGGGCAAGAGGCUGUGAAUAAUUUGGAUGUGAACUCCGAAUUUCCUUGUGCUCUCAAUCUCUGCCAGGUGCCUUUUCUGCGUACAGACAUUGAAUCUUUUCUACUACAGUGUGGGGUACAUGAACAAACCGAAGAUAUUGUAGUGCUAUCCUUUAGGUAACUCACACAUAGUUUACUGUGCAAUUUUUGUCAUAGUUUUUGUCCAAGAAUAAAACCUGAAGGGCUGUUUGUACCCAUAAAAAGUCAGCAGAUUCCCUGGAGUUCUUAUCCCCUUUGAGCCUGUAAUGGCAUGUCAAAACAAGCAAAGUUUUACUUCAGCUGGUAGUCCCAUGGGAAAUGUGGUCAAAGAAAAGUCCUGUUCCGUCGUCCUUUCAUGUUAAUUUGGAUAAAAUCUGGAAUCUUUCUUCCCCUCUGAAGCUUGCAGAUGUUCAUAUCAGUAUUUUUGUGUAGUUUCCUGAUGCAGCAGCCUCCUGGCUUUCUUUGUGCAGGCUUCAGAGUGGAAAAGCUGUGGCUGUUUCCAUGCCUGUAACAGGCACAGAAUCGAGGUAAGAAGCAGCUGAGAAGUUGCAGAUGGGAAAAUCUAACUUAAAUUUCAGCAAACUUAAACAGGAAUUAGCUUCCUUGUAACAAGUCUUAUUUUGCCAGGACCAACUCUGUCUUUUAAAUAUUUAUUAAUUUUUAACCUUGAAGGUGAAGAGUGUUAUGUGACUAAUAUUCAGAUGGGGGGAAAAUCUCAAGAUUAUUACAUUUGAAAAGGAAAAUGUUUCACCCUGGCGUGAUGCAAACAAGUUUACUCAUCACAUUAAGGUUGGUUUCUCUAAGCCCAUUUGUCUGGCUGAAGUCUAAGGCUGCUUUCAAAGCUUUCAGAUGUUUUCUGAGUUCUUGGCAGUGGUUUUCACUUCACACAAGACACUGGGAAAGAGGAGGCAGUUGUGGGCUCACCUGGCUUCUAGGUUGACUUCACUUUAGUUUUAGUUUGCCGUGAGCUUUAUUCUUUCACUGAAUUUUCCAGAUGGGUUAAUAUAAUGCUUGUUUUCUCAAAUUAGUUAAACAUUCCCUUUCAACUGUAUUUUUUCUAGAGAAUUACCUCAGUUUGGUGUCUGAAUCUACUGUAGUUUUACCUGGAGGCAUAGCAUGGAAUUUCCUGUUCUCUUUUUCUCUUGAUACUCAUCCAUGAUUUUGUAUCCUUAGUCACCUUAUGGAUUUAAAACUCUCAACAGAGCUAAUGAUGCAACUUAAAAUAUAAGUAACUUAAAAUCUGCACCUGGAAAUGAAACAGCAUGAGAGAUCUCACACUGAGCUCUCAAGCUGCUUUUUUUUUGUAUAUGGCAGUUUUGCACACUAAGUCUUAGGGAACCAGUUUGUUCACCUUGGGCCCGUUCUUGCCUUUCUUGUUUUCAUUGAUGAAAUGGGCCUAAGUGUGGGGCUGCAGCCUGCAGAUGAAAAUCAGUGGUUUGGCUCUGUGGGCCCAGAGUUCUGUCAGGUUUGGAUAAUGAUGGAUCAAACCAGGAACCCCACGUCAGGAAACUCCUUGCAAAAGUCAAGCACUUCCCAAGUUUGCAAAUGAGCUGGCCUGUGAGUAAAAAGGAUGUGGGGGUCUUUUUGAAGUGUCAGCUUUCUCUGCAAAAUACGCUCCUCUUCUUGCCACAGCUGCGUGGGUUUGGGUUUUUUUUUUCAAGGUGAGUUGUAGUAUAAUAAAGCCAGAAAGUCAUGUUGUGGUAAAUCAGUGAAUUACUAAAGCAGAGCUUAGGUAGAUGAGGUUGUUCACAUAUUUCGGGACAGGCCUGGUUGGUUGCUUAGUCCUUUCACCAGAAACAAAUAGAAAACUUUAUUUUAAGUGACAUCCUGGAGAACUUAGCAGGUAAACACAGCUGGAGAGAACAUCUUUUUUUGUUAGCUUUAUAGGUUUAUUGUUCAUUUGGCUGGUCAGGAAAUGGGUCACAGGCAGGAUGAUCAUCAGAUGGAGACCUUGAACAAGUACCUUUUUUUUUUUCUUUUUCUUUUUUUUUUUUCUAUUUUUUUUUUUUUUUUUUUUUUAAGAAAAAAGCAGCUUUUUGCUGUCCCUGCUCUGACAGCCGGGGCCAGUGACAGACUGUUGCAAAGGGGUUGUCUCUCCCGAGGACAAAGAGAGGAAGCUCUUGCAGCCAGUGCUUGGGGCAGAGACUGACGUAAUCUUGGAGUUUAAGUAGAAAAAUUAAAUGGGAGUCAUUUAUCCAACACUACUUUGUGUUUGUUGUCCUCAAAAACAAGUGUUAAGCUAAUUGAGUGUGUCAGUCAGUACCAUUCCUGCAGCUUGCAGUGCUGUCAAUCUCUGAACAAUCCUUAGAUGCAUUGCAAGGUGCCUCGGUGAAGUUAAAAAGGAAGAGUGGUUUUCUGGAAGUGACAUAUUCAAUAGGCACUUGUCACUUUGAAGGAAUUAAAUAGUUCUUAAUGUUGAAAAUUAAUUAAUGGUGGUUAUGGAAUUGAAAUUACUGCCUGCUCAAUUUUACAACUCAAAGAUGCUUUCAGUUUCAUGCAAAGAAUGGAUCUUAUUUUAUUUAAUACAGCAGCAUAGAUUAUUUGACUUAUUAACUUGCUAAUGUAUUUAAAUUUUUUAAUUGCUGCUCUGUAAAACCUAAAACUAGGCAUGUUACAAGAAUGAAGAAGCUCCUGAAGAUGACCAUCCCCAGGCCUUCUGAGGCAGGUAAAGCUGCACUGCAGCCAAGCAGGCAGAAAAAGUAAUGGCAAAGAAACUAUAGGGAAACGGAGUAGGAAGAGUUUGUUGGUACUGGCACUGGAGACAAAAAUAUAAUUCCCUUAGGACAGCUGAAGUGGCAUUUGGUGUGAAAAAUGGUGCAUUUGGAGUGUUUCCCAUCCUGUCCGUGUGUUGCCCCCACAUCCCCAUGGCCUCAUUCCCUCUGGGAAUUCACCCAUCCUGGUUACUGUGAUCUGCAAAGAAACGUAGAAUUAAAGCAGUUAAAAGAACAGACAUGGUACCACUGAAGAAACCUGCAGCCGCCUUUAGUGACAGACAGCUACCUUCCACAGAACAGCAUUCUAGAAAACAAGUCCUCUGCUGCCUUUAGAUGGCUGCCUUUGUAUUAACUAUGUUUUAACUUAUAUUAACUUAUGUUUUGGAGUCUUUUCUAUGUGUGUACUUCUUUAUUUCUGGGGGAGGAAAAAAUCCUUCUGUGCUUGGACCUACAGGAUUUCUCUGAAAGGCCCCUCUGAUUUUCAAGUUUUGACACCUGACUUAGCUUGGCUUCUGUCAUCAAAUUUUCAGGAGUACGUGCUGGAUUAAUGGAUGAUUUGAUGUGUGCCAGCUUGAGAGACAAACACGAUAUGCAGCAACACCUCCACACAGUGCAGUUUGUCAUGUAAACCAAACACUGAUCUUACGAUGAGAACUGUAAGUUUAGUAGCAGCCUCUUUUCUAUAUUCUCUUUCUAGUAUAAAAUCACGUGGUGUAGUCAGGGGUUUAAUAUAGCACUGCCAACUCUUUACCUCAUACUCUUUAAUUCUGUAACACGAAGUGGUGGGUGGGGUGUUUCAUUAGCAACUAUAAAACAUCUGUGCCUACUUCUGUAAAUGAGCUUUUAACAGUUUUUUAGGGAGCAUCCAUUAUGGAUCAGGAAGACUGGCAUGGUCUGGGCCAGACUUGGCCUGAGUUAAUGCUGACUCCACACAGUUCUACGUGAGGACUGUAGCCUAGUGAGGAAUAAUUGGUAAUGCAAGACCUAGUGCUUUUUAAUAAUACCUGUUUUGUAAUUAGCUGGGGUGAUCUCUGCUUUGUGCUGUGACGUGGGCACUUCUUUGUUUUAACACUAAUCUUUUUUUACAUAGAUGGAAAUGGGUAAAGCCAGGAGAUUUGGAGCUGAAACUGCCUAUCUGCUAACCAGGUGAUGCUGCUUCUUUGCUCAUCUUGGUGGUUGGGCAGUUUAGUUCGAUCCUUGACGUUUUUAUCUUUCUAAUGGCAUUUGGAAAGCAGUGUUGAAGUUUGUCUGUGUGUUGAUAUGCUUGUGUUCUUACUGGGUGGAGAGUGUGGAGGUACUAGAUUGUCAGUGCUGGUGGUUCUGUGCCUGGCUGGAGGAGCUGUCACAGCACAGCUCUUGGCCUGUGACUGAAGGUCUGGUGUGAAAAUAGUCAGAGGGGGGAAAAAAGAGCAGCACUGACUUCCAAGGUGGGCAUUCUGGUAAAAAAAAAAAGCCAAAGUAUGUUGGAGGGGAGCAGGAGAGGGGAGCUAGUUUCUAAACAGAUCCCAAAAGCUGAUGGUGCUUGAAGACUGUAUUGAGGUGAAAUGCCAUCUGCACUGACCCAAAAGCUUUGAGUGACUCCAGAGAGCCAUUGGCUGUGAAUUAAGAGCAGCAGGCUGGCAAGGCUGGCCCUGCCAUUGUAAAUCUCUCUUCAUCUGUUCAUCACUGGGUGCUGAAACUCUAUUUUGACUAAAAUACAGUAUGCAGAUCUCUGGCCAGACAGUGCAUCUUACUCCUUCCUGACAGCUACUUAAACUUUCUUCAAGAUACCAGAGCAUGAGAAGGUAAGAGGCUGUUUCUGUUGUUUGAAUAAAAACUACAACUGAUGGAGAGCAACAUUUUUAGGACCUCAGAGAGCAUCUUUUGAGGGAAGUGACAGGUUUUGAGUAGCACAAUUUCUCUGCUAUUACUUCCCGUCAAUCUCUCGUGCAGGCGGUUGGGCACAAAGGCUGAGAGGAGAUAGCAGGGAGCAGGGGGAUGUGGGGGAGAAAGGAUCUGUUGGGCGAUCACGAGACUGGGGAAGGUGGUUGGGGGACAUAGGUUUGGAGAGGUGUGUUCAAACUCCUGUUUGCGCUGAAGCCAUUAACCCUCUGUAGGACAGGGAGUGUUCCUCCAGGCUGUGUUGUCUGGAAUGUGGAAUGGGCUUGAAUUGAUGAUACACAUGAAAAAGUAUUUCUGGAGACUCCACUGAACAGCAGUGCUGGUGUUUCUUGCUCUAGUGAGGAGUUGUCUUGUUUGUGAAUCAAAAUGUAUGAAAGCAAACUGACAGAACACCAGGUUGGUUAUCCGUGACAUGACCACGUAGCUUAGGAAGCCAAGUGAUGUUAUAUCUUUUAUUCUGCAAUGUACUUGCUCUCUGGUGCCUAUGCAUUAACACACAUACUAUGCAAUAUCAGUCUUUUUUUAAACCAGUUCACUACAUUGGGCAAGAAAGGCCUGAGUUUAGCCUUAAUUUUCUUAACAAUUCACAGGAAAGUACUCUAAAAACAAUGACAAACUAAAAGAAGGUGGAAAAUGCAUAAAGUAAAAGCACAGUCCCAGACUGCUCACAUAAGUGUCUUUCUAGCACCAAAACAGCAUCCGUGAUAGAAGCAGCUACUUGCUGUAAUAGUUUCAACUUACGAAAACUGUGUACUAGAUAAAAUUAUAUUGUGAUGUGUAAAAAGUGUAUUUUAUAGCUUUGGUGACUUAGUUUACUGUUUUGUAUAUAUGAAUUUUAUAAAUCUAUUAAAACUUGACUUGUUAUACUGUU